Messenger RNA from Oryzias melastigma (Indian medaka), 4182 nucleotides. It is a transcript of the gene tagapb, whose product is annotated as T cell activation RhoGTPase activating protein b. The record is from RefSeq and is a predicted model, not a curated record. The transcript has 14 exons. Gene Ontology annotation, molecular function: GTPase activator activity. Gene Ontology annotation, biological process: regulation of Rho protein signal transduction; signal transduction. Lineage: Eukaryota; Metazoa; Chordata; Actinopteri; Beloniformes; Adrianichthyidae. The coding region runs from base 388 to 2961 and encodes 857 amino acids.
GGCGAGGUGACACCCUCUAAUGGGACACAUAGCAAACUCAUUAUGGGAAGAAGCCACCCCACUGGAGCAUGACAGCACAGGCUGGGAUGCUCAGAGGGAGGGAUGGACGGAUGCAGAGGGCGUUUGUGUGUGUUGUUUGCUAGCUGGGUUUAUAGUCCCACAACCGGUCCAGGUCAGGCACAGAAACCCUCUUUUGUGCGCCGGCCAGGCCUCUAUUGUUCAAACUCUCAUUAGCACCACUUAGAAGCUGUUUUUCAGAACAGGAGGCUCCCUUUCUGCAGCCGCUCAAUCUGCACCCAGACAAACCGAGACGCUGACGGCUUUUCCCAGCUCAGAAGUUGCUGCAAAAACUCAAGGAAAACACGGGGGUUGCUGGAAGAACGCAGCAUGGACCCUUUGGAUUAUGAGACUGCAGCCAUGAGGAGGGGAAGCUACGACGAUGCGGCUUCACUGCGCCCCCAUUUCAGACAUCUGGCUCAGCGUCGACGCUCCGCUCCAUCACUGGUUCUCGGGAAAGCUUUGGGAAUGCCGUGGUCUCCGAUCAGGGAGGAGGUGUCUGUGGAGCAGAGCCCGUUCGUCCUGGGACUGACCAGCGAAAACGGAGAGCUGCUGCUGGAUGAAUGCGUCCAGGUCUCACAGGGCCACAAGACCAGAGAGAGACACUUGUUCCUCUUCAGAGAUGUCAUCGUCUUUGCUAAGCUCAAAUCGAUGGCCACCUACCGCCUCAAGCACAGAGUGAACCUGGAGGAUGUCUGGCUUUACGGCUUCGAGGACGAGCUGGAGGACGAAGAGGACGCCACGAUCGCGGAGUUCGACCUCAGACUGACCAUCGUCCUGGCCUGGGAACUCAGCUUCUGUCUUGUGUGUUUCUGCUCGCCUGAAGUGAAAGGACACUGGUGCGAUACUCUUCGCAGGAACAUUUUGAAUGCAAGAGUGAGAGCGGGUUUUGCUUCUUCACCCCCAGACGUCCUCAUGAAGGUGUUGAGUGGCAGCAUCGCAACUAAAACUCUGACCGGAGGUGGCAUGGAGCAAAUGAUUGAUCUUCCCAUCGAGGGAGAUGCAAAGAACUUUGUUCUGUCAAAGCAGCUGAACAACCAAGACGAGAGGUCGACACAGCUCAUUGAGACCAAGUGGAACUUAGUGAGGAACAAGAUGAAGCUGAGGAAGGGCUCCUCCAACAAAGCAUGCCGGGCAGAAUCGGGGACCAAAGGGUUGCUUUUCGGGCAGCAGCUUGGCAAGAUCUGCCCCAAUGAUUACUCGCUCCCCAAACCAAUCAUGGACCUGCUGGUGCAGCUGAGGAAGAAAGGCCCGUCCACAGAGGGCGUGUUUCGGAAACCGUGCAACAACAAGAACAUGAAGGACAUCAGAGAGCAGCUCAACUGCAGGGCGGAGGUCGACCUCGAGGACCUGCCGGUGGUCUUGAUUGUCGGACUGCUCAAGAGCUUCCUGAAGGAGCUUCCCGGCAGCCUGUUGAGGUCAGAUCUUUACAGCAAGUGGAUGACGGCGCUCAAUAAUGAAGACGCCCAGCAGAGAACUCAAGAAAUCACAAAGGUGGUAGAUGAACUCCCAGCGGCCAACAAACUCCUCCUGCAGUACCUGAUCUGCGUCCUCCACCACAUCCUGGAGAGCGCAGACAUCAACAAGAUGGAUGCCCACAACUUGGCGGUGUGCAUUGGGCCCACGCUGCUGCAGCUGGAUGACACGCCUCUGGACGGGCAGCGGGAGAAGAUGCAAAAGGUCACAGAGCUCACUCAGUUCUUGAUUGAAAACUGUGAGAUUCUUGGAGAAAAUAUUCCAAGUUUGCUGGAUACGGAUGAAGAUUCCCUGUCCUCCUUGCAUCAUGACUCCGCCUACGACAGCACAGACCCGGACGGAGAUGGAGAAGCAGGAGAAAAGAGGAGCUCCACAAACACGGAGCGUGGCUCUUCUUCCUCGUGCUCCUCCCUGAGUCCCAGCAUGACCACCUCCUCAUGGCAGUCCGAUGUCACCCUGAACACAAAGACGACCAUCAACCGCCGCUGCUCUGAGCCCAUCAUCUUCCUCUCCGCGGAGCUUGCGAGCUUGUGCGGCCACGCUAGGAGUCAUGACGACUGCUCGAUGGAGAGGAGCACCUUUGAUGAGCAGCCUCUGAAAAAACAAAUCUCCGACGACUCUUUCCUACUCAAGAGAAACGGUGCCAGCUCUGCUCUGUCUUUUCCCAAACUGAGCAGCAGCACCACUGUGGAUCUGAUGCCUUACAUGGGCAAGGAUUGUUCCUGCUCUUCCUUGGAGAGCACAGCUUCCAAUCAGUCGGAGGGAUCGGUGUUCGCCAGCUCUCCGAAAGGGUCACCGGGAUACACUAGGAGAACCACCGAUCAGCCCUCAGAUACUACGCAGGAGAUUCCCAGACCCAUCACAGAUGAGAAGAAGCGCUCUCAGUCCAUGAGAGUGACCUCCAAAGUCCUCAUGAGGACCAGGAGUUUGGGAGCUUUCAGCAGGAGCAGCUACAAAAGAGACUCUCAAAAGGAGAACUCCUUCCCCUGCGAGACGCUGCCGGAGGACUCGCAGAGCGAAGCGGACCCGUCAGUCGAGGUUCUGCGCAGACAACGGCCUCAGUCCGCCAUCGAAGUGUUCAAGCACGUGGACAGCAAGCUGCCCGGCCAGCCCCCGUCCUACGAGCAGGCCAUGCAGAACCUGGGCUUCCCUCCACAGUACGGCUCGAUGACCGUGCAAGACGCCAAAAAGCUGGAGAGGAGGUCCCGCCCCUCCUCUGUGAACUAUGACUUUUCCACCGCCGACCACGUCUACAGCCAGGACUGCUUUGCUCAAACAGCUCAGGACUGCGGCGUGGAGCGACGGCAGGCUUUCCGUCCGAGAGCCAUGUCGGAGUCCGUAUCCAUGGGACACCAUGAGGUGGCGUCCCGGCGGUGCAGCCACCCUGUUUUUGAGGAAUUUUCUUAUGCUAAGGAGUCUUAUGUUUAACUUUUAUCCAGAAAAGAUAAAGAAAGUGGUGUCAGAAGGUGCAGCUAAAGCAUUUGGAGCAAUCCAUCAAGACUUUGAGUCCUUCGGGGCCUUCAGCGAUGGAUUUCCAAUGAAUCACACACUUCACUACCUUUGGCUGCCUGGUUUCCUUCAGCCUCUCACCGUAGAUGUGAGCAGUAGAUGUGUGUCGGUUGUUUCAGUCAUGUGCUCUCCAUGUGGCGGCACAUAAUUGGUAGUGCUAUUGUAAGUACAAAAUGUGUGUAAUAUACUAAGAUAGAUAAUUAGUCUAUCACAAAGAAGCUAUGAACACGUGGAUAAAAUAUGCUAUUUGAGGUUUGGUUGCCAUGGUGAUGUGUAAGCACUUUUUUUUUCCUCUCCUUUUUGGCUUUUUCGAGAACGCACUUCCUUUCUUUUUCUUCCACUACACUAAAGCACUUUUUGGAAAAGUAAUUUUGUUUUAUGGAAUUGUAAAUAAAAGGUUCAACAUCUAUAAAUAUACUUGUGCAUUGUAUUUUGUUUUUGAGGAGAAAGGGUUAAAAAUGAACAAUUCUUUAAGGAGAAAACGAAGCGUGACUGAAGUUUUUUUGUGAUGUGUUGCAUAACAGAGACUAGCUUGGGGAGAACAGUGCGUUCUGAACAAACACAUUGAAGCAGAGGAAAACCAGACAGGGUCACAUGGACGGAAAUGGUUUUUCUGCGAACUGCUGUUCCUCUUGUCGGCGAGAUAAAGUUGAUGCCACUUCUUCUUCUUCUUCUUCUUCCUUCCCUUCCAUCAAAGAUUUGAAGACAACUUUCCGCCCGCAGCAAUUCGAUGGUUUUCCUGUUGCAAUCACGAAUGCAUGCAUGGUGCAAAUACAUCCAAAAUAAAGAUGAACAGAUCAAAACUCCACAUUGCAGAGCGAUCCGACACCUUGAUUUGUUGAAGACGUUUUUUGGAGGAAGCAUUCACAUUUUUGUUGUCUGCCAUCAACUCACUCGUUUCAAAAUGACACUGAACAUCUGAGCUCAUGCUUUUAAAAGUAGCAGGAAGCACUACUAAAAGAGUGAACAGAAAGUUUAUGCCUUGACUAAAUGCAGCAUUAUUAUCACUCAAAUAUGACUUUUUAUGUUUUGCAUGACUAAUAUGCAGCAUGUGAUGCAUAUGCAUGAGCAUAAGAAGAGACCAUGAGGCACGUUUUCCACCCUAAACGGAGCCAAGUGGCACUAAAAGAAAAAAAAAAA